This is a messenger RNA of Culex quinquefasciatus (southern house mosquito), 753 nucleotides long. RefSeq lists its product as uncharacterized. The transcript has 3 exons. The record is from RefSeq and is a predicted model, not a curated record. The coding region runs from base 1 to 753 and encodes 250 amino acids. NCBI's taxonomy places the organism in Eukaryota, Metazoa, Arthropoda, Insecta, Diptera, Culicidae.
AUGCUGAUGAACGAAAACGACCCGGAAGUGGACGAGGUGCGCAAUUUUAUCGUGGCCAACCAUCCCGCCGUGGCCAAGAUUCGGAUGAUCACAAACGACCCGGGUGUGGAAGAGGUGCGCAUUUUCUUCGUGUCCAACCUUCCUUCCGUAGCCGAGAUGCUGAUGAACGAAAACGACCCGGGUGUGGACGAGGUGCGCAUCCUCGUCGUGGCCAACCUUCCCGCCGUGGCCAAGUUACUGAUGAUCGGGAAGAAGUCGUUCUUCUCGAUAACCAGGAUCUCGGCCACGGAAGGAAGGUUGGCGACGGAGAGGAUGUGCACCUUGUCCACAACCGGGUCAUUCUUGAUCAUCCCAAUCGAACAUCUAAACAGCAAUCUGGUUCGAUUUUCACCAAUCAACGCCGGGAGUUCGAUUAGCUGCGAUAUUCAGAACUUUUUAUUCCUCGGCCACGAAACAUUCGAUCGAGAGGAAGAUUGGCCGCAAGGAGGAACCACACCCGGUCUUUUUCGAUCAUCAGCACCACGACCACGAAUGGAAGGUUGGCCAGGUAGAAGAUGUUCGCCUCGUCCACACUCGGGCUGUUCGCGAUCAUAUCGUCCACAACCGAGCAUCCACCGGAUGCUGCUCGAAGAAUUUGGGACGUUGCUUGAUUCCGUGGUGGCGCGGAAAAUACUGCGCUGCGUCGAAAAUCUGGCCUGUUUACAUGGUAGAACGACUUUAUUACGAAUAAAUCACAAAUUUUCUGCGCAAUAA